Triplophysa rosa is the source of this 8979-nucleotide messenger RNA. RefSeq names its product F-box protein 41 (gene fbxo41). The record is from RefSeq and is a predicted model, not a curated record. The transcript is spliced from 13 exons. Bases 329 to 2749 code for a protein of 806 amino acids. Lineage: Eukaryota; Metazoa; Chordata; Actinopteri; Cypriniformes; Nemacheilidae. Gene Ontology annotation, molecular function: protein binding.
CUGCUGCAGAGAGCGUCGCUCGUGACGUCAUCCUGCCGGAUCGGCUGCUGGGCACGGGCGGAAAAUGGGCACAGAUCCGCGAGGACAAAAGGUUGGGAACCCAAGGAAGACAAAUUAGGUGCAGCCGUAGGAGACCUAACGGUGGUCAAGACAUCAUUGAAGAACUAAUUCAAGGAGAAUGUUUCAUCUCCUUCCUCAGCCGCUCGCAAACCCAGUGUUUCGAAGAUGAGUGGUCCUCUGGGGUGCCUGGCCACUGUACCUGCCUGCCCUUGGCAGUACUGGGUGGCGUGAGCAGAUUGCUCCAUCCUGGCAGCCGCAGGAGCGUGGAAUGGCCUCUUUGGACCUGCCGUACCGUUGUCCUCGCUGUGGGGAACACAAGCGCUUUCGAAGUCUGUCCUCCUUGCGUGCCCAUUUGGAGUACAACCACACCUACGAGACCCUGUACGUGCUAUCCAAGUCCAACAGCGUGUGCGAUGCCGCUGCGCUGCUCCCCUUAGUGGCUGACAGAGCCCUCACCGCCGAAUCUCAUUUUCCAUACCGUGAGCUUCCCUGCUCAGGCGAGGAGCUCGGUCUCGCCCCUUCCUCUACCGCUUGCUACCUGCCCAAUGUGGAGUUUCCCCUGGGCGAGAUUCUGGUGAAGACAGCCAUGAGCUCUGGUGAUGCCUUGACCUCCACAGGGAACAACGCUGUCGCGGUGGCCGCUAACGUGGCCGCCAGCGCGGUGGAGGCAGCUUACGAGGAGGGCCUGGCUCGGUUGAAAGCCCGGGCGUUUGAGAGGCUCGAGCUAGAUGAGAGGUUGGAGAAGCUGUCGGAGGAGGUGGAGCAAAAGAUCGCCACGCGCGUCGGCCGUCUGCAGGCGGAGCUGGAGAGGAAAAGCUCGGAGCUGGAGAAGGCCAAGAUAGAGAGCGAGAGGCUCAGUCAUGAAAAACAAGACCUAGAAGACAAGGCCACCGAGCUUUCGCGGCAGGUGGACGUGUCCGUGGAGAUGCUUGCCAGUCUGAAGCAGGAUCUGGUUAACAAGGAACAGGAGCUGUCACACAAACAACAAGAGGUGUCCCAAAUUGACCAGUUCCUGCAGGAAACAGCUGUGCGUGAAGCCAGUGCCAAAGUGCGUCUUCAGCAGUUCAUCGAGGAGCUGUUGGACCGGGCCGACCGCGCUGAGAAACAGCUCCAGAUCAUCAGCAGCUGUACUACCACUCCUAACGGCAGCCUGGGACACUGCAGCCUGCAGGGAUCCAAACCUAAUGGACGCCAGAGAAAUUCCAGCAUCUCUGGGGCAUCCCGGGGAAUGUACCAAGUGUCCGAUCGACGUUCCUCCCCGAGCACUGCAGCAUCAGGACGAGGAAAGUCCAUGUCUCAAGGUUCAGGUGGGUAUGACAGCGACAGUGUAGAUCUGCACGCUCUGGAGGACUGCCCUGAUGCUCAGUACUAUCACGUCCAGUGCCGGCUCGGGGAGGGAGGUGGUGGAGGCUACGAGAGAGCGGGUGCUUCCCGGAGUUGGGGUCUCCGCAAACAGGCCAUCCAGAACUGGCAGCGUCGGCCAUACCGGAACAGCACGGAGGGGGAAGAGGGCGACGUGUCAGAUGGAGGCUCCCGCACCACAGAGUCCGAAGCCGAUCUGUGGGAGCAGGACAGGAGAGCAGAUUGCCAGCAGCACGGGCAGAUCCGUGGGGGAUACAGACUGGCUUCAGGACGUUCUGAAGGAGGAUACAAGCCUUGCAGACACGAGAAAAGUCCCUCUAAAGUCAACGAGGUGAUCAGUCCCGAGGUGCUGAAGAUACGUGCCGCUCUGUUCUGCAUCUUCACCUACCUGGACACUAAGACGCUCCUGCGGGUGGCUGAGGUGUGCCGGGAUUGGAGGUUUGUGGCUCGCCAUCCAGCGGUGUGGACCCGGGUGCUUCUGGAGAACGCUCGCAUCUCUUCGAAGUUCCUGUGUACGUUGUCUCAGUGGUGCACGCAGACGCAUUCCCUGAUCCUCCAGAACCUCAAACCCAGACAGAGGGGCAAAAAAGAAACAAAGGAGGAAUAUAUGAAGAGCACACGUGGGUGUCUUGAGGAGGGUCUGGAGGCCAUGUUGAAAGCUACUGGCAGUAAUCUACUCAUCCUGAAGGUGUCUCAUUGUCCCAAUCUACUGACUGAUCGCUCUCUGUGGUUAGCGAGCUGUUAUUGCCGAGCCCUUCAGGCUGUCACAUACAGGAGUGCCACAGACCCUGUUGGACAGGAGGUUAUCUGGGCAUUGGGAGCUGGCUGCAGAGACAUCAUCUCACUACAGGUGGCGCCGUUACAUCCAUGUCAGCAGCCGGCACGCUUUAGUAACCGGUGCUUGCAGACCAUUGGCAGAUGCUGGCCACACUUGCGAGCUCUGGGUGUGGGCGGGGCGGGCUGUGGCAUACAGGGAUUGGCUUCUUUGGCGAGGAACUGCAUGAGGCUUCAGGUAUUAGAGUUGGAUCAUGUCAGCGAGAUAAAUCAGGAAGUGUCGGCUGAGAUGUGUCGUGAGGGACUGAAAGGGCUGGAGAUGCUGGUGCUCACAUCCACUCCUGUUACUCCUAAAGCCCUGCUGCACUUUAACAGUGUGUGUCGUAACUUAAAGUCCAUUGUAGUGCAGAUUGGUAUAGAAGAUUACUUUGAAGACCCCAACAGUCCCGAGGCAAGAAAACUGUUUGACGAAAUGGUGAAUAAGCUUCAGGCACUGAAGAAGAGGCCUGGUUUCUCCAAAAUCCUCCACGUGAAGGCUGAUGGCUUGUGCUAACUCUGCUUUGUCGAGUUUAGAGCCACAUGAAGGUUCACAGAAUAUUUCAAACCGAUCGAGUCUACCUUGUCCUCAAUGAAACGAGGAAGAAACACACUUCCGCAUCAGUUUGAACUCCAACCACCGGUCAACCAUAUCGAGAUGGAAGAACUUCUGUUAGCUUUGACGCGACGCCACCAAAUCCAGGAGUCUAUGAAGACUGAUAACCAAACCUUUAGAAAAACAGACGCAAUUCAAAACAGGUAAAGACGACAGACUAAGGCGUGUUCUCCUGCUGGCCAAACGUACUAAACUUUACGAAGGUCUCAGAGAAUGUCUUCUCUUGCCUCAGAGCACAAAGCUGCAGGUGGGACACGUCUCGGUUUUGAAACAACAAAAAAUGUCAAAUCAACAUGAAAUCCAAACAGCACAAAUAUAAAAAUGCACAUUUAAGAGAGGGUUCAAUGAACUCAAUUGCUUCCCCAGCAAUUCAAGGCGAGAGGAUAAUUAGUUUUGGACCGGAUGCUUCGGUCGACCACAUUACUAGGACAAUUCUAACAUAAUCACCAGCUUCGGACAUGGCUUACUGAGAUCCUUAUUUAGGGAUGCCUUGUCUCCAUAGAAACUACUAUUACAUACAGCUAUCUUGUGUCUGUAAGCAGGAGUUUGUACAGAAUGAAGAAGAGAAACAACAUGAGAACUUCUCCACUACCAGGAUGGUCUUUCGUCAGCUCUUCUGCCCCAUUUGUGACAAGAUUUAGUCAUAUUGCCAAGACCACUGAGGGUUGUGGCUGUUCGUCACAGGAUUUGUUGAAAGCCUUCUCCGUGCCAUCCAUAGCUCCAUUGUGUUCUUAUUACCAUUUUAGUUGUACCCAAUGUGCCAUUAGUGAACUUUUUCAGUGGAACCUAAAAGAUCUUUACGUCAUACAGUACCAUGCCAGGUGUGCACUUAUCUAAAGAGAAUUUAAGGGCAAAUUCAUGUAGUGAGGGUGCUGUACUGCAAACGUUUUUCCAUUUGUCGUACCUUUAUCAUUUAAAUGUCAGAAGAACUAGUAUAUCAUGUGUUGUGUGUAACUCAAGCAGGUGCUUCUGCUGGACCCACAGCUCUACUCUGCGGCCAUUGAACUGCUGUAAAUGUACACGCUGCUGAAUGAGGAAUUCUGGUUGUGAAUUAUGAAUGUAGACAUUGCGCAACCCAAUGAUGAAUUAGAUUACUUUCACACUUGAGCUUAUGGAGUGGAUCCGAAUCGGUUUGACGUGAGUUUUGAUUUCAUUUGUUAGUCUGCGAUCAGUUUUCCGAGCUCAGGUGUGCACGACAUGUGAAAGGCGGUCUGGUUUUGAAUUGGUAUGGAAGCUGUUAGUGGAAGUGAAUUGCUGUUGAUGACAUACACACUCUCGGUCACAAUUUUGUUGCUGCCUUACAUUUUAAGUGCAAUCAAAUUGGCUUUAUAAAUCAUUUCAACUCGCCACUGUAAAUUUUCUUAACUUGUUGAUGAACUUAUUUUGAUGGUUGAAGCUAUGUGAAAACAAAACAUUGUCAAAUAUUAAGUUGAAAUGACAAAAAAGGCAGCAAAAAAACAUUUGUGUGCGCAACUGCAGGUGCUCAUCUCACAGCUGCUUGUCUCUGAAUAACUUGCCUUCAGAAAGUAUUCUUUUCAUCUUUUGCAACAGUUCUCUGCAUGUAAAAUUUUGGUGGUAAAUCAAACGGGACAACAACAUGAAUAUAACCGUAGGGGGUGUCAUAUAGUUUAUGAGUGGAAAUGUCAUUGCAGACAAUAUACGACUGGAGAAUUUAAGAUACCAGUCCAAUAUGAUUUUCAGUUUUUCUGAAUUUAUUUUAUAUAGGUGUGUGUCUUUAAAGCGGCAGUCCGUAGGAUUGGCCUCUUUGUCACCAUCUCAGUUUGUAAAUUGCUACUGCAGGUGAUGUGCGGAGAUAUUUCUUUACGCAAGUUGUGAUUCGGCACUGCUCAACUGCGCGGAUGAGUCUUCACUGUACAUCAGUAGCGCAUAAUAAACACAGAUAACAUGGCAGAUGAUAUAACACGAAACAAAUAAGAACAUAAACGGACACAAAUAAGAACAUAAACAGACGCAAAUAGCGCAAAUGGAGGCUGUGUUGAAGUGUUUUGAUAUUAUUUCGGGUGCUGGGUCAUUUUGUUAUUUCUCAUGGAAACUCCCGUAACGCGAACCGGACAGAAGAUCCCCGAACGCAGGUCUCAAAUGCUGACAGGCACGGUCAUAAAUCAUUGUACAUCAUACAACUAUAUAUACUAUAUGCAAAGCCUUGCCAUCAUAUCCGGGAUAUAAGUCCGUAAAUUUGAGUAAAAUCACAGGCUUCACAUGUCCGUGCUAAUGAAAUGCAGAUGCGGGGAGGUCAUUUCUAAAUCACAUGAGGUCCCCAGAUAAUACUAAUCCCGGGCGAAUAGGUCUUAAAUUACAUUUAUCAUAAUGAACAUAAAGAGAGAAAGAACAACCGAUGAAACUGUACCCGUCUAUAUUAACACAACAAGUCUUUUGAACAUAUCUAUUGAAAUAUAAAAAAUUUGUCUUACGUGUUCAGAAGAAAUAAAGCAAUGUCUGCAUCCGUUUACAAUCCUUUCAGAUCACAGAGUUCCCGCCACCUUUGAAAUGCCUUGCCAAUAUUAACUUUCGCACGAGUCCUAUCACAUUCCCUGUUUCUUUGUAAACCGUCUUCAGUUCGUUCUUUCUUGUUUUUCACAAAUGAUGAAUCCCCAGAUGUCAACACUGCUUGGCGUUUAAAUCCUACCCAGCAGUUGUGAGUACACGCUACAAAUCGCCUGUCACUCGCAGCAUCCACGCUCUGGCUAGCAGCCGGAUCCUCUUCCUUCUGUGUACAAAUGUGACGAAAUGACGCACAGAUGAAAGACACCAUAUAAGGAUCUCCGGAAAAGUCGACCCGACAGGGCAAAUUACAAACCAUUAUUACAAGCUUUCCGUGGUGAAUCCAGCAAGGGUAGUGACACAGUUUUAAACACCGUUCUUUCAUGUACUUGCUCAACAAUUUGUUUUAGCUAAUUUUUACUCCAAAAAACUUGCAGACUGCCGCUUUAAGUAAACUAAUCAUUUUACUUAAAGGUUCUGUGUGUGGAUUUAGCGGCAUCUAGUGGUGAGGUUGUGAAUUGCAACCAACGGCUCACUCCACACCUCCCUUUCAAAGCACUACGGAGCUGACACAGGACAAAGAUGUUGUCACGUUUUCGCUUCUUUGCCUAAUGAGAUAACGUAUUUUCAAAACGCGCCCUGUAGAGCAGUUUGUCCGUUUAGGGCUACUGUAGGAACAACAUGGAGAAUUCCAUGUAAGGGGACCUGCAGUGUAUGCAGAUAGAAAUAGCUCAUUCUAAGCUAAUAAAAACAUAACGCUUCAUUAUAUCAGGUCUUUAUGCACCUCUGAAGGCAUCGUUAUUUAUAUUAUAUUGAAUUUCUGUCAGUAGAUUCUCCAGAAAAUAACACGCAGAACUUUUAAAGGCAAAACUGAGUGCUCUCUUAAUGUUCCUGCGGCUGUAUAUUCACCUAGAAGGGAUCAAAUAAAAUAACAUGGGUUUUCAGAAUUCACUACUGAUAUAUCUAGGUUUAGACUUCAGUUUCUUGGAUAUACCUUUUAUUGCCUGACUUCUGGAAUAAAUUAUGAUGAUAUCUACAAUAGGCCAAUGCUGUCACAUUAGACUCAAAUGUAUCGAUUUAUAGACGCUUUGUGUCUGAUAACAUAUUGUGUUACUCCAUGGUUGCAAAAGAUAACUAAAUGUGUUCAGGUUUUCUGAAAUGAUAGAGAAGCUACAGUAUACCAUUCGUUUCUUUAAAACGUGCAAAUGCAAUAAUACUGUUGAAAGUAAUGGUCUCUGCCAUUACCCAUCAGGCAUUGCUGCUCGACUAUGUGUGUGAACUGAAAUAGCUGAACAUAUCCAAACGGUCCACUCGAAGUGCUUCAGUGAAGUCGAGCACUUCUAUUGUGCAAUGUUCUGUUUCCUAAGUCACAUCACGGAGCUUCAACUUGAGAGUAUUUCUAUUUUUACAGUUGGCGAAGACGAAGUUUCAUUUGAAGUGAAGUUUGCUCUGGUGGUUCUUGGUUUUUGUUUGCUGAAAUGGGGACCAGAAUGGAAACCUCACCAGGAGGUAAGUCAAAAAACUGGAACCUACCCACAACACCAUAUAAUGAGUGUGCUGGCACUCCUGUCUUCUGAAGACUGUAAAAACUGUAUGUAUAUGUCGUUUCUAUAAGAAAGGAAUUAGGUGUAAAUAUUCUAAAUGUAAUAUAAAGAUCAUCUGUAGUGUUUAAGGGUACCGCAAAAGAUUUCCAGCAUGGCGUUCGUAUCGACCAGAUGAACUGGGAAAGUAUUACAUUUGCAGUACGCAGUGUAUGAUAGAUGCUUUAUCAGGAAAGUGUAUCAGAGUCCUAUAGAGAUGGAAAUAAUUUAAAAAGAGAGUACAGUUUAUUUCAGCUAUUUAUUUCUAUAAAAAGAGAUGUCUAUGAUGAUGGCAUGUUUGUGCUAAAGCAUUAUAUAUCAUGUUGCCUUUCAACUGUUCUGCUGUAGAUGUCAUUAGAUUAUUAGAGAUCUGAGUGCUCUGGAUUACUGCUUGCUGCCUUUCAUUUUUAGACUGUGCAACCGCUGCACCAUUACAAUAAAAAGUAACUGCUAAUGUUUAGUAUUAAGCUGUUGAUGUUCUAUUUUUUUUCAUGUCGUACAUUUUCAAUGAAUUGGACGAUGCACUUUUCUUUGAUUCGGAGCUCUUCAAGCGCUCGGAUGAUUCGUGCAAUUUUUCCGUUCCUAAACUUUCCUCUAUUGCACCGGAAUACUUUCAGCUUUUCAUGACAAGUGUCCGGUCCCUUUGAUAGUUUUGAUGACUUUUUAUGAAAUCCUUGGAGUGGUCCUAUUUGAUGCAUAGCAUUAACCUGCCAUAUAAGUAGAUGGUAACAAAAUGUUGGUAUAAUGCUUGGUCAUGUAAAAACAUUUUUUUCUGUUUUUGUUUUGGUGUCAGGAGAAGGUGCUAGGUGAACAAUGCGAAGAGCACUUUGAAUUUAAAAGCUGAUGUAACCAAAUUAAGGCCAAAUAUAAGCACUUCAUUUUUGAACUGAUUCUGUACGCUUAUUCGAGAGAUUCGGAACUUGCUGAUCAGCUAAAAAAUGUAAUUGAUCUGAAAAGAUUUUAGGCAAAUGGUGUUUAUUUGUAUCGGAUGUCCUAAACUGACAGAUUUCAAAAUGAUUUUAGAUAAAGGAUCUAGUAAAAACACAAUGCCACUUUACUCAGAAAGACCUGAAGCACUCAGAAAGAUAAAUAUAUCCAUUAUAUAACCAGUCGUUUUUUAUACCACAAGACCUUCUUGAAACAAUCAGUUAUAGUGGUGUUAGCUAUUGUAGGUGCCAGGUGUUGUGACAUUCCAUGUGUAGCUGUAUUUGUAACCAUUGCAAAUAAAUGAACUAUUGUUACCAGUGUUUCAAAAAGACAUAAAUCUGCAAACAUUUAUUUAAUAAUAAUGGAAUACUAUCAUUAUUUGAAGCUUUUUUUGUUCCUUUUACGUUUUUUGGAAUAGCCUGCAGUAAAACAAAAUGCCAACAUACUGUACGUGCAAAAUAAAAUUAUUCAAACUCCACAGCCCUGGGAUGACUAUACAAAACUGUAUACGUAUCUGUAUGUGCAGAAUAUGAUUUUCAUUGGUCUGUUUUGGUAUUUAUUUUAUUCUUUGAUUUCAUUGCAUCUUAGUUUUUUUGGAUCUGUACCUAUCUUUGUGCCAUUAGUUUUUAGCUAAGAUGUAUUUAGCAGCUUGGCAUUACCUCUUUGGCUCUUGCUUGAAUGAAUGAUUGUAUUUUUUGUUUCAACUGCUUUUAUGCAUUACCUCAGACAUCUUCGGGAAUCUUGUGAAUUGUGUUGCAUUUUUAUAUCAGCUGAUAGAGUGAAUUGCAUUGACAUUCUUUAAUGAAUACCCAGCAUAUCCUGUUCCAUUGCACACAACGGCAAUUCAUCACCCAAAGUUAGUCGCUUUAAUAUUUAUUGAUAAAUGUUCACUUUUGAACUCUUUUCUCUUUGCCUGUGGGAGCAACUGACUGCAGACUUUUGUUAACAUUGGUUGUAUUGUUGUGGUCUGCUUAGUGGCAUUUCAUAUCGUCUGAUCGAUCCGUUAUCACAGUUUGCUAAACGCUGAAUAUAAGAGUGUGACGGAAUUGUUUACAUUCCUAAUCUCAUGCCAUUUUAUUCCAGGCAUAAUCCUAUGAGUUAUAAUAAAAACCUGAUACAUAU